CUGCUCCUCCUCAACUGCGACCAAGAUCCAGGCCUCAGAUUCAACAUGACUUCGCUCUUGCCCGAGCCCUCCAAGUCGGGCUUCGACUUCUCGCUGCACAGCCGGAAUGCGCAUCUGUCUUCGCAGUCCGGCAUGUCGCUGCCCAAGGCCACGAGCACGGGCACGACGAUUGUCGGCUGCAUCUUCCGCGACGGCGUCGUCCUCGGCGCCGACACGCGGGCGACCGAGGGCCCCAUUGUGGCGGACAAGAACUGCGAAAAGAUCCACUACAUCUCCGACAACAUCCGGUGCUGCGGUGCGGGCACGGCGGCCGACACGGAGUUUGUGACGGCGCUCAUCAGCAGCAACAUGCAGCUCCACGGCCUGCACACGGGCCGGAAACCAAGAGUGGUCACGGCCAUGACGAUGCUCAAGCAGCGCCUCUUCCAGUACCAGGGCCACAUUGGUGCUGCACUCGUCCUUGGCGGCUAUGACGCCAGUGGGCCGAACCUCUUUACCGUCGCGCCACACGGAAGCACAGAUAAGCUGCCGUACGUCACCAUGGGCAGUGGAAGCCUGGCUGCGAUGAGCGUCUUCGAGAGCGGCUGGACAAAGGACAUGGAUCGAGAAUCGGCAGUUCAGCUCGUCAUCGCCGCCAUCUCUUCGGGCAUCUUCAACGACCUGGGAAGUGGAAGCAACGUCGACGUGUGCGUCAUCACAAAGGACCAGACGGACAUGUACCGCAACCUGGAGAAGCCAAACGAGCGGGGCGUCAAGGAGCAAAAGUACGGGUUCAGCAAGGGCACCACCCCGUGGACAAAGGAGCGGAUCCGCGAGAUGAUCGUUCGGGAAGAUGUCCUUGAGGUCGGAAAAGGGACCGUGACCGCGACAACAGAGACUAUGGACACGAGCUGAAGCCGUUCCUGUGGCAGAGAGAUAGCAGAGGGGACAUGACGAAUCAUGAGAUUUAAUUGAACGUUCCAUUGCUGAAGGAAGGGGGUGAGAUGGCAGUGUGAUGAAAUCGCAUGAGAAGGGAGAGAGUAAUGUACACGGCAUGAAUGAAGCUACAGAAUAUCACCAACCCCAGUCGUCGUCGUCUCUCUUGUCGCCGUCCUUUGUCCCCUUGUCGAGCUGUUCCGACGACUUGGUCGGCGGGCUGGUCACGAGGCGCUUGUUCUCGGCCUGCGAGAGUGGUGCGUCC
Acaromyces ingoldii is the source of this 1180-nucleotide messenger RNA. RefSeq names its product putative 20S proteasome beta2 subunit. NCBI's taxonomy places the organism in Eukaryota, Fungi, Basidiomycota, Exobasidiomycetes, Exobasidiales, Cryptobasidiaceae. Gene Ontology annotation, cellular component: proteasome core complex. The transcript is spliced from 3 exons. Gene Ontology annotation, molecular function: threonine-type endopeptidase activity. The coding region runs from base 46 to 894 and encodes 282 amino acids. The record is from RefSeq and is a predicted model, not a curated record.